Messenger RNA from Anolis sagrei ordinatus, 5461 nucleotides. RefSeq names its product amine sulfotransferase-like. Gene Ontology annotation, biological process: sulfation. The record is from RefSeq and is a predicted model, not a curated record. Gene Ontology annotation, cellular component: cytoplasm. NCBI's taxonomy places the organism in Eukaryota, Metazoa, Chordata, Lepidosauria, Squamata, Anolidae. Gene Ontology annotation, molecular function: sulfotransferase activity.
AUUAAGUCCAAAUCUUUCUUAAGGUUACUAAGGGAUUUCUCCAUAAUUUUAGGAGAAAUCCCAAAAGACACACAUUUUUGAAGAGAACAGGUAAGCAUGGGAGAAUUUUAAAUCUUUUGUUUUGUAAGAUGCAUUUCUUCAUGUACAACAUUUUGUAUUUUUGUUUGACCAGAGACAACAGUCAGAUCAUUCCCAUAUUUAGGGAACUGCAAUGGAUAAAAAAGACAAUUGCAUUAGGGAAUGUGAAGUGGCUGAGAACCUAUGAAAAACUAAAGACAUUUCUUUACAGUGACUAGUGAGGAAGCAGGAAUCGAUAAACUUGUUCUGUUUGGUACAAUAUUCAGUGCAUUGCAAGAGAUUAUGUUCAGCACAGGAAAUAUUAAUUUAAUUAUUAUUCUGUAUUGUUUCAAAAAAUUAAAUCUCAUGAGAUACUAUGAAAAAGUGAAAAGUAUACAAAGGAAAGUAUAGUAAAUAUAGUAAAUAUAGUAAAUAAAUUUCUCCAUGAACAUUCAACACAUUUAAUCUAUACUGCUUGGAAACAUGGAUGAUCAAAAAAUCUUAAAAUAAUUAAUACAAUAAGCAUUAUUAUUUUUAUUGCACUGACAUUUCCCUUCUCUUCUCAAGUAUUCUCUCGAUAUCUUUAGAAAAGGAUUUUGUUUGAAAAUCACUGUGUAAACUGAUUUAAGAACAAUGGUUUGAUGUAAUGGGAAGUUGGUUUUAAGAGAGUUUUACAUAUUAUUUUACAUUUUAUUCAUUUUGAAUUGUUGAUUACAUACUGUACUGUCGCCUGAGUUUUAAAUUUCAUAAUGAUAAGAACUAAUGAAUUGAAGUCAGGGGGUUAUUUCAAUUUGAACUCUUGUAACAAAACAAAAAGAGGCAUCUGAUUAGAGUUUAUCUUAGGGUAAAAUGCUAAACAUCAAUUGAAAUUUUUAAAUAAACUUAAUUUUGAAAUUAAGGAAUACAAAACUUAUAAUGUAUAAAACUUAUGAAUUGCCAAACAAUCAAAGAUUUUGCUGUUCCCAUUUAGUUUGAAUCCACUACAUUCUGUUUAAUAUUACUUAUGCUGCAAAACAUCAGGGAUAAAAGAUCAAGCACCACGAACUUGAAUUAUUAAAUGACAGAAUAAAUGAAUAUUCAUUUUUUUCUGUAGUGUGUGAAGUGAUAUGAUACAACAAAGGGUUUUGAGCAUAUGCAGAGUAUAAGAUAUAUCUACAUGUACAAAAAAUUAUACAACAAAAUCCUGGAGCAUUCCUGCACUGGCCCAGCCCUAGAUUCUGCAGAGCAGUUCAGUGGUGAAGUGGUGGGAAUGGAGUCCAGAUUAUUCAGCUGCAGUGGCAGGGAUGGCACGGGCUCAAUCUAUCCCCAUUUCCCGUGCUUCAGAACAAAGAGGACAGUGGCAUUUGGCCAUGAAGACAGUGGAGUGGUUCAGAUUGGACCCGGUCCAGCUAUCCAUACUCCAUCCAAAGUGCAAGGCCGCUCUGGGAUUUCAUUGAAGCAUUCCCCAAUUUCUCCUAAUGCAAGAUAAAAAUGGGUUAUUUGAAUACCCUGAAAUACAAUCCAUGGAUAUCAUCUGGAUAUCCAGGAGCCAUUUCCGGUCCAAUGCAAGGUAUAGAGCCUAUAUAGAGAAGCCCUAGCUGUCAGGUGAAGGAGAAGCGGAAAGCAGCAAAAUACUGUGCAUGUUCUGAGUAAAAUGGAUACUCAGAACAUGCACAGUACUUUGCUGCUUUCAUUUCCAAGCAGAGAAACUUAACCUCCUCUCCAUAGGUGAUUUCAGGAUGGUAUAGAUAGCGAUCAGUAAUUUGGGACAAUCAAGACUGUAUACUUUCAAAAAGAUUAUUGGCUGAUCUGAAAUUUGGAUGGCUUGUUUUUUGACUGACCGCUUGAUUUGACUUUAGUUACACUAACCCCUGUUUUUUUCAUACAUAUAUGCUCCCAUUUUAGUAGUAUAAAAGAACAAGGUUUAUGGCAGUGUAUGUAAUGAUUUUAGUAGUAAAUCAACAAUGUUUAUGGUAGGACAUGUAAUGAGGAAGGAGCUCAUGUAAGUUUUACGGGAUCACCCUUCUAUAAGGAAGUCAACACGAGGCUAACACCAAUCAAGAAGAAUCAGCAUCUGGCCAGGAAACUGAGAUGGAACCAGGAUGGAAGACGUCUAUCAUUACUUUACAACUUUGGGACUACAUCAGCAGAAUAUUUCUAUAAAAGACUCAACCUAAUAAUUCUCAAAUUGUGGCAGAACACAGGAACCUGUUCCAGCCGCCUCUCUGUCCAUGGGAAGGACAGAGGUGGUGUAUUCAGAGAGUGUUAGAUAUGCUAUGGAAAAGCAUGAUUCUGGUCACUUGGACCUUCUUUCUCAAGGAAGGAAGAAGUGGGCUUUUGGAGUCUUGGAUUUUGUGCAGGGAGUCAGCCUCUGCUGUAUAGAAAACAGAGAUCUGGUCAUGGCAUUGUGCUUAGGGAAAUAAGUUUUGAAGUUAUAGAGGUUUUGGAACUGUGUGUUGGCAGGGUGAAGAUAAGUAGGGUCUGGUCUAAUGGGUUUCUCCAAAGAGGGAGAAAAGGAUAUGGUAAUAUUUGGAUGCACGUACAUGUGUGUGAAUGGUGACUGAAAAUGUAACUCCCCUGUGUUUGUUUGUUAGCCAAUGUAACUGCAAGUUGUUUGUGAAUCCAAUGUAGUUGCAUAUAAUCUGUAUGUCUAUAUGUCUAAUGUCGUUCUUUGUGUAAAAAGGUAAAACACAUAUAUAUGCUUUAAAGUUAUUGGAAAAUUAUUCAUGAGAGUUGCACCGGGAAUAAUAGGUAGUUGACACUCCCCCCCCCCCCCAUGAGAUGGGGACUCAGGUGAAUUGGACGAUCCUGGGUGUGGGGCGAUGGGUUCCACACGCCCCCUGAUGGGCACUGCCAGAAUUGCAAUGAUGCGUGGUGAUUCCGAUGGUCUUUGUGAUGAGGUCAUAAGUUGUUUCAGAGCCUUGGAAAAAGAAAUGAGGAGGGAAUGAGGAGGAGGCUAUUACAACACACAAGUAGAAGAAACUGAGCUGGAACUGCAGGUUAAAUGAAGUGGUUCAUAGGUCCAACUCCUCCUUUUCUCUUCAUACCACAAAAUGCCUGUUUUGCAAAGGGAGGGAGGCAAAACAGAAACACGAGGCACCCUAGCCUUCUGGCUAGACCCUCUUUUUCACUUCCUGAAGACAGUGUGGCCUUGUGAAUGUUCAAACAGUUGGGAGAAGGUUGCAGCAAAGCAAGUUUGCAAAUAACCAGAAUUGGUAGUGCAAAACCUGUUAAAAGUGUAUUCUGUAUUCCUAACAGUCUUUUAGAAAAUUCUUCAAAUUAAAUUUUUAAAAUCAAUUGAUCAAAGUCUAAGGAAUCAGUAAUCCAUGUGAUAACUUCAAAAUGUUUAAUUCUUCAAAUAGUUGCUUUUAAUAUAUUAAAUAAAAAAUAAUCAUGCAAAAACAUUGCCAAAAAGUUGUGCAACUAUUUCAAAUAGUCCAAAGAAUUGAUAUUCAAAAUGCAGAGAAAGAGAGAGAAGAAAAGAGAAACUGUGAGGGAGAGCAGUUUCCAAUUCCAAGUUUUCAAUUCAGCUCCUGAUCCAAUUCUUAACAAAGCAGGAAGAGAGAAAGCAUUCAAAAAUGAAAGUAAAAUAUCACUGUGUCAAUACACCAGCAGGUGGCAUUGCUCACCAGAAUAUUUAAAAAUACUGAGCUUGCUUCCUGGAGCUCAAUCCACUUUUAUCCGGCUUCGAUAAACUUGCUAUUAAAAAUAAGGCCUUUCUCUUCAUACAAGUAUGGAGCCAUCAGAGAAAUAUCUGUUCAAACACAAAGGAUCCUAUUUUGUUCAAAGUCUGGCUACCCCAGAAUACAUUGAUUCAUUGCGGGAUUUUGAAAUCAGAGACAGUGAUGUGUUUAUAAUCUCUUAUCCAAAAUCAGGCACCAUGUGGACACAGCAUAUUUUGAGCAUGAUCUAUCAUGAAGGUCAUCGAAAUGGAACUGAAAGCAUGGACCUCUUGGACAGAGCUCCAUGGCUGGAAUAUAAGGUCCGCGAUAUUGAUUAUGUCAAUCGUCCAUCACCUCGUCUCUUUACUACCCACAUGCGCUCCCAAUUUGUGCCAAAGGGUCUAAGUAAUGGGAGAACCAAGAUUAUUUAUGUGAUGAGAAACCCAAAGGAUGUUUUGGUGUCCUACUAUCAUUACUCCAAAGUUUCUGUCCAACUUGAAGAAAUAGGAGACUUUGACAUGUUCAUGGAGAGGUUUCUAACUGGUAAAAUGCUAGGUGAUUUAUGGUUAGACCACAUAGAAGACUGGUAUGCUCAGAAGGACAACUUCAAUAUUCUGUUUCUCGUUUAUGAAGACAUGAAAAAGGAUCUGAGAAGUGCCAUUCUGAAAAUUUGCAACUUCCUGGGAAAGAGUUUGAAUGAAGAGCAGGUGGAUGAUAUUAUGGCUAAGGCUUCAUUUGACAAAAUGAGGGCAGAUCCUAGAACAAAUGCUGAGAACCUACCAUCUGAUGUGUUAGAUCACAGCAAAGGACGUUUCCUCCGCAAAGGUACUAUUGGAGACUGGAAAAACACAAUGACGGUGGCCCAGAGUGAAAGGUUUGACAGUGUUUUCAAGGAACGGAUGGAAAAGCUGCCCUUCAAGUUCUGCUGGGAUAUCAACGAUGAAUUAUGACUCAAGAUGAAUGAGCCUUCCUCAUUUCCGUUGUCUGCUUUUAAUUUGGUUCCAUAAUUGUGCCACCGUGUUUCAAAAUCAAUUUGGAAAAUUGUGGGGGUCAGGAUAUCUUUAUCCACAUUUCUCAGAAUGCCUUGAUUUUCCUUACUGAGGCUAGGUGAUGAUUUAGAAUUGGGGUGCGAGACAUCUGUGUCCCACAUUUGGUAAUCCUUGAUAUGCACAAUUUAUUAUGUAUUUCUUGUUUUGAUCAGAGAAUUGUAUUACAAUGUUCAGAAAAUUGCAAACCAUGAAUUGAUAAUCACACUAAGGAUUGUUUAUUGUUUACAAGAUGUGAAUAGAAUUGGAUUCUAUGUAAAAGGUGAAAUAAGGGAAUAAUAUCAUAAUAUGAAGAUGAUGAUGAUGACUUUAUUUAUAACCCACCCUCUCUCCCCGAAGGGAUUUAGGAUGAUUACUAAUCAGCAAUGAGGAGGCAAUCCCUCCAAUUAAGCUGGAAUUGAUUAAAUUUAAAUGUUAUAUUUGGUAUAAUGGUCAGUGCACUACAAGAUAAUUACAAAGAAAAACAGAUAAAUUGUAUUAUAUAUUCUAUAUUGUUUGAAAAAUGUAAAUUUCAAUGUCAAAAUGAAAUUUCUUCAGCAACACUAGUCAGUGAGCCAAUGCCGACCUAAAAAGAAAAGUAUUUACAAAGAUAAUUGUUAGAAUUAUCUGUUUAUAUAACUGUAGCUGCCUAAAUGCAAUAACUUAAAAGAUGAAAUAUUUUGUUAUUUUAUUUUAUUAUUUUAUUAUAAAAUAAAAUAAUAUUUUAUUUUAUUGUUA